AUGAUGACAGACAGGCCUUCGUCCGGACUUUUUCUCCCCUCAGAAAGCAGCGACAGACGGCCCAGUUCUUCGAUGGUCGAACAGUCCCCGCCAAAUUCGAAAGACGAGCUGGAUUCGUUCUCGAACAGUCGAAAGCAGGCAAUUGAGGCCACCCUUGUGACCAAGCUUGACGAGCUCCCAAAACUCAGUGAAAUCAUUGGUCUUGAUGAGGCAAAAACCGCUCUAUUCGAAGCAUUGGUUGAUCCCAUACAAUAUCCCGAGUGGUUUGUUUCGUCAGAUUUGAAGCCAUGGAAGGCAGUUCUACUUUACGGACCGCCAGGAACGGGUUAG
Cooperia oncophora is the source of this 330-nucleotide messenger RNA. The record is from the annotation of a GenBank genome assembly. Lineage: Eukaryota; Metazoa; Nematoda; Chromadorea; Rhabditida; Trichostrongylidae.